Molecule: messenger RNA, 618 nt
Organism: Cetraspora pellucida
Lineage: Eukaryota; Fungi; Glomeromycota; Glomeromycetes; Diversisporales; Gigasporaceae
Source: the annotation of a GenBank genome assembly
AUGGAAAAUAUUGAUUAUAACAAUUGUUUCGAUCUCUAUUUUAGCGAUUCUGAUAUUGAAUCUGCAGAUGAAAUAAAAAACUUUCCUAUUCUUAACUUCAAUGAUAAUACAUACCAAAAUGUUAAAAACCAAAUAUUACAGCUGAAUAGUAAUGAUGAUAAAGAUUAUGACCUUAAUAAUGAAAUGGAAGAAAAUAUAUUACUUGAUGAGUUAGAUGAAGGAAUUGAUGAAGUUUUAUCAGAUAAUCCCAUAAAGAAUAAUAAAUACACCCCUUAUAAGAAAAACUUAUAUCAACAAAUACAAAGAAGUCAAGAUAAAAUUGAACGACUAUUGAUUCUUGAUAAAUUUAUUGAUCAAAUAAUAAAUAUUGAUGACUAUGUGACACCAGAUCAACAUGAACAGCUAUGGACUUUAAGUGAACAAAUAUAUAAUACAUUUCAAGAUCCAGAUCCUAAUAAUCAUUCUCUUUUUGAAUAUACAACUCAAAAUACUACAGAAGGUUACUUCAAGAUAGAAACUUGUUAUCAACAUAGAGUAGAAUAUAUGCAAAACCUUCUUGCCGAAGAAGUUUAUUUAACUAAAAAAAAAAAUCCAAAGAAAGAGCAACUAAAUACUUGA